GGCCCCCGAAGGACCUGUCCCCCUUGGCCGAGGCCAUGGGGCAGCCCCUGGGCUGGGGGUCCAGCGACGGCCCCGGGGGGGCUGCGGGCGGGGGGACCCCUCCGGGGCAGCGGCAGCGCCGCCCCCCCCACCCCAAGCACAAGGGCCAGGGGGGCACCGGGGGCGUCCAUCGCUCCCCCCGCGCCCUCUUCUGCCUCCGCCUCAACAACCCCAUCCGCCGGGCGGCCAUCAGCAUCGUGGAGUGGAAGAAAGGGGACACUGAGCAGGUGGAGUACGUGUUCCUCAUCAUCUUCACGGUGGAGACGUUCCUGAAGAUCAUCGCCUACGGGCUGGUGCUGCACCCCAGCGCCUACAUCCGCAACGGCUGGAACCUGCUGGACUUCGUCAUCGUCAUCGUGGGGCUGUUCAGCGUGAUCCUGGAGCAGGUGUCCCACAAGCCGGGCGAUGCCCACCACAUGAGCGGCAAGCCGGGCGGCUUCGACGUCAAGGCCCUGCGCGCCUUCCGCGUGCUGCGCCCGCUGCGCCUCGUCUCCGGCGUCCCCAGCCUCCACAUCGUGCUCAACUCCAUCAUGAAGGCGAUGGUGCCGCUGCUGCACAUCGCGCUGCUCGUGCUCUUCGUCAUCAUCAUCUACGCCAUCAUCGGCCUCGAGCUCUUCAUCGGCCGCAUGCACAAGACCUGCUUCUUCAUCGGCUCUGACCUGGAGUCGGAGGAUGACCCCUCUCCCUGCGCCUUCUCGGGGCACGGCCGCGCCUGCCUGCAGAACAACACCGAGUGCCGCGGCCGCUGGGAGGGGCCCAACGGCGGCAUCACCAACUUCGACAACUUCUUCUUCGCCAUGCUCACCGUGUUCCAGUGCAUCACCAUGGAGGGCUGGACCGACGUGCUCUACUGGAUGCAGGACGCCAUGGGCCACGAGCUGCCCUGGAUUUACUUCGUCAGCCUCGUCAUCUUCGGCUCCUUCUUCGUCCUCAACCUGGUGCUGGGGGUGCUGAGCGGGGAAUUCUCCAAGGAGAGAGAGAAGGCCAAGGCCCGCGGGGACUUCCAGAAGCUGCGGGAGAAGCAGCAGCUGGAGGAGGAUCUGCGGGGCUACAUGGACUGGAUCACCCAGGCCGAGCUGGAGGGUGACGAGGAGGAGGGGGAGCAUGAGAAGCACCGUCUGACCGCCGAGGACCUGAUGGGGAAGCGGAAGCCACGGCUGAAGUGGCUGCGCCAUGCGAGUCACUCCACUGACACCCACGCCAGCCUCCCGGGCAGCGAGACCACCUCGGUGAACACGGAGACCGUGGGGGAGGAGGAGGCGCCGCCGACCGCCUGCGACCGCUGCCUGGGCAAAAUUACAAAGACAAAAUUCUGUCGCCGCCUGCGCCGCCUGAACCGCCUGUGGCGCCGGCGCUGCCGCGCGGCCGUGAAAUCCGUGUCCUUCUACUGGACCGUGCUGCUGCUCGUGUUCCUCAACACGCUGACCAUCGCCUCCGAGCACCACGGGCAGCCGCCCUGGCUCACCGAGACACAGGCGUACGCCAACAAGGCGCUGCUGUCGCUGUUCGCCGCCGAGAUGGUGCUGAAGCUCUACGCGCUCGGCCCCUCGUGCUACUUCGCCAGCUUCUUCAACCGCUUCGACUGCUUCGUGGUGUGCGGCGGCGUGCUGGAGACCGCGCUGGUGGAGCGCGGCGCCAUGGAGCCGCUCGGCAUCUCCGUGCUGCGCUGCGUGCGCCUGCUGCGCGUCUUCAAGGUCACCCGGCACUGGGCAUCACUGAGCAACCUGGUGGGGUCCCUGCUGAACUCCAUGAAAUCCAUCGCCUCCCUGCUGCUGCUGCUCUUCCUCUUCAUCAUCAUCUUCGCUCUCCUGGGCAUGCAGCUCUUCGGGGGCCGCUUCAGCUUCGACGAGACCCAGACCAAGCGCAGCACCUUCGACACCUUCCCGCAGGCCCUGCUCACCGUGUUCCAGAUCCUGACGGGGGAGGAUUGGAACGCGGUGAUGUACGAUGGGAUCAUGGCCUACGGUGGCCCCGUGUUCCCCGGGAUGCUCGUCUGUGUCUACUUCAUCAUCCUCUUCAUCUGCGGGAACUACAUCCUCCUCAACGUCUUCUUGGCCAUCGCCGUGGACAACCUGGCGGACGGUGACAACAUCAACUCGGGGGGGGACAAAAAGGACAAGGCUGGGGAGGCAGAGGCGGGGACGGAGAGCCAGGACGUGGCUGUGAAGGUUGAGGGGGAUCAGCCGCAGGAGGAAGAGGAGGAGGAGGAGGAGGAGGUGGAGGAAGGUGACGAGGAGGCCGGGGGGGAGCGUGACAGCCUGGGGAGGGCCCAGCUGGAGUCCCUGGAGGAGGCCCCCAAGACCAAGGUGACCCCGAUCCCUGAGGGCAGCGCCUUCUUCGUGCUGAGCAGCACCAACCCGCUGCGGGUCAAGUGCCACGCCCUGAUCAACCACCACAUCUUCACCAACCUCAUCCUCGUCUUCAUCAUCCUCAGCAGCAUCUCCCUGGCCGCAGAGGACCCCGUGCGCGCCCACUCACCCCGCAACCACAUCCUGGGCUACUUUGACUACGCCUUCACCUCCAUCUUCACCGUGGAGAUCCUGCUCAAGGGCAAGUUCUACAGCUGCACUGACGAGGCCAAGCACACGCCAGGAGAGUGCAAGGGGACAUUCCUGGUGUACAAGGACGGGGACGUGUCCCACCCGUCGGUGCGGGAGCGCCUCUGGCUCAACAGUGACUUCAACUUCGACAAUGUCCUGGCGGGGAUGAUGGCCCUGUUCACCGUGUCCACCUUCGAGGGGUGGCCAGCGCUGCUGUACAAGGCCAUCGAUGCCAACGCCGAGAACCAGGGGCCCAUCUACAACUACCGUGUGGAGAUCUCCAUCUUCUUCAUCGUCUACAUCAUCGUCAUCGCCUUCUUCAUGAUGAACAUCUUCGUGGGCUUCGUCAUCAUCACCUUCCGCGCGCAGGGCGAGAGCGAGUACCGCAACUGCGAGCUCGACAAGAACCAGCGGCAGUGUGUGGUGUACGCGCUGAAGGCGCAGCCGCUGCGCCGUUACAUCCCCAAAAACCGCACCCAGUACCGCGUGUGGGCCAUGGUCAACUCCACCGCCUUCGAGUACAUCAUGUUCGUCCUCAUCCUGCUCAACACCAUCGCCCUGGCCGUGCAGCACUAUGAGCAGUCCAAGCCCUUCAACUACGUGAUGGACCUGCUCAACAUGGUGUUCACGGGGCUCUUCACUGUGGAGAUGGUGCUCAAGAUCAUUGCCUUCAAACCCCGGGUAUGCCGCAGGGGUGUCAUGGGGGGGUCACACAAGGGGGACACAAGGGGGGGUCACAGACAGGGGGUCCUCACCACCUCCCCCCCACCCCAGCAUUACUUCUGCGAUGCCUGGAACACCUUUGAUGCCCUCAUCGUGGUGGGCAGCGUGGUGGACAUUGCCGUCACUGAGGUCAACAGCUCAGAGGACAGUUCCCGCAUCUCCAUCACCUUCUUCCGGCUCUUCCGCGUGAUGCGGUUGGUGAAGCUGCUCUCCAAGGGCGAGGGCAUCCGCACCCUGCUCUGGACCUUCGUCAAGUCCUUCCAGGCCCUGCCCUACGUCGCUCUGCUCAUUGCCAUGAUCUUCUUCAUCUACGCCGUCAUCGGGAUGCAGACCUUCGGGAAGGUGGCGCUGCAGGACGGGACCCAGAUCAACCGCAACAACAACUUCCAGACCUUCCCCCAGGCCGUGCUGCUGCUCUUCAGGUGUGCCACGGGGGAGGCGUGGCAGGAGAUCAUGCUGGCCAGCCUGCCGGGCAAGCGCUGCGACCCCGAGUCGGACGCGGGCCCGGGGGAGGAGUUCACCUGCGGCAGCAACUUCGCCAUCGCCUACUUCAUCAGCUUCUUCAUGCUCUGCGCCUUCCUGAUCAUCAACCUGUUCGUGGCUGUGAUCAUGGACAAUUUUGACUACCUGACACGCGACUGGUCCAUCCUGGGCCCACACCACCUGGAUGAGUUCAAGCGUGUGUGGUCCGAGUACGACCCCGCAGCCAAGGGCCGCAUCAAACACCUGGACGUGGUGACGCUGCUGCGCCGGAUCCAGCCCCCACUGGGCUUUGGGAAGCUCUGCCCACACCGCGUGGCCUGCAAGCGCCUGGUGGCCAUGAACAUGCCCCUCAACUCGGACGGGACCGUCACCUUCAACGCAACGCUCUUCGCUCUGGUCCGCACCUCCCUCAAGAUCAAGACGGAAGGGAACCUGGAUGUGGCCAACAAGGAGCUUCGGGCUGUGGUGAAGAAGAUCUGGAAGAGGACGAAGCCGAAGCUGCUGGACGAGGUCAUCCCCCCGCCCGAGGAGGAGGAGGUCACCGUCGGGAAGUUCUACGCCACCUUCCUGAUCCAGGACUAUUUCCGCAAGUUCCGGCGGCGGAAGGAGCGGGGGAUGCUGGGCGCUAACGCAGGCCCCAGCAACGAGUGUGCGCUGCAGGCCGGGCUGCAGACACUGCAGGCGCUGGGCCCUGAGAUGCGCCGGGCACUGAGUGACCUGGAGGGGGACGAGGGCGGGGACGCCCCUUCGGAGGAGCCGCUCACCUACGCAGCCCCCGAGACGCUCUACGGCUCCGCCCCCGGCUCCCCCCUGCUCUCGGAGCCACCCCCCGUCCCCAGCCCCGCGCCCACCGAAGGGGAGGACCCCGCGCCCCCCUCCCACGGGGGAGCCCCCCGCCCUGGCGGCAGGCGGCGCUCCGACGCGGGGGACCAGGAGGAGGAAGCCCCCGCCGAGGAUGCGGAGGAGCCGGGAGGGGAGCCGGGGGAUGUCAGCCACGACGAGGACCUGGAGAGCUCGGCACCGGCCCGGCGCCGCUGGGUCGGGGACAGGGCACCGGGACCCCCGCGCUGGGCGGCGGAGCUGCCCCGGGGGGGGUCGCUGCCGCUGCCCCCCCGGCACUUCGCGUUUGGCAGCGGCGCUCGCGAGGGGCAGCAGCUGAAACGGCGCCGGCUCCUGCCCCCCACCCCCGCUGGCCGGAAGCCCUCCUUCACCAUCCAGUGCCUGCGGCGCCAGGGUAGCUGCGAGGACGAGCCCAUCCCGGGCACUUACAACCCCUCGGGCCCGCCCGGCCCUGCCCGGCCGCAGGGCUACGGCAGCUCCGAGACCUGGCGCCUGGGGGGCUCCUCGCAGGCCUGGGCGGCCCCGGCCCGCGGGCACGUUCUGUACGCGCCGCUCAUCCUGGUGGAGGGGGCUCCGGCGGCGGGGGCGGGCGGCAGCCUGCCCCCCCUCAACCGCUGGUUCCCCCCCGCGCCGCUGCGCCUGCGGCCCUGCGGGCCCCACGAUGCCCUGGCCCGAGGCUCGGCUGACAGCCUGGUGGAGGCCGUGCUGAUCUCGGAGGGGCUGGGGCUGUUCGCCCGCGACCCCAAGUUCGUGGCGGUGGCCAAGCGCGAGAUCGCGGACGCGUGCGACAUGACGAUGGACGAGAUGGAGAGCGCGGCCACAGACCUGCUGACCCGGCGCCGCGCUCCGCCCGCGCCCACUCCCGCCGUCUACAGCGACGAGGAACCGCUGCGGCCGCCGGCGGAGGAGGAGCUGGCGGACGAGAUGGGCUGGGCCGGCGGGGUCUAGAACCCGGCACCGCGGAGCCGGACGGGCUGGCUCUAGAACCCGGCACCGCAGGUGCGAGCAGGCCGGCUCUAGAACCCGCCACCACGGGCCGGGACGGCCUGGCUCUAGAACCCGGCGCCGCGAGUGCGAGCAGGCCGGCUCUAGAACCCGGCACCGCGAGUGUGAGCAGGCUGGCUCUAGAACCAGGGGACCUGAGGCCGGCUCUAGAACAUGGCAUAGCAAUGCCGGAUGGGCCGACUCUAGAACCCGACUCUAGAACCCGGCACCGACACCGGACCUUGUGGGGGCAAUGUUACCUCAGGAAAAAAAGGGAUUUUUUAUCAAAAAGUUUCGAUUUUUUUUUCCUCACACAAGGAGGGUUUUAUUCUGGAAAAGGGGUAUUUGCCUCAGGGAUGGGUUUUUUUCCUGAAAAAGGUGGGUUUUUCCC
This is a messenger RNA of Pyrgilauda ruficollis (rufous-necked snowfinch), 6000 nucleotides long. RefSeq names its product voltage-dependent L-type calcium channel subunit alpha-1F-like. Gene Ontology annotation, molecular function: high voltage-gated calcium channel activity. Gene Ontology annotation, cellular component: membrane; voltage-gated calcium channel complex. NCBI's taxonomy places the organism in Eukaryota, Metazoa, Chordata, Aves, Passeriformes, Passeridae. Gene Ontology annotation, biological process: calcium ion import across plasma membrane. The record is from RefSeq and is a predicted model, not a curated record.